This is a messenger RNA of Durusdinium trenchii, 2589 nucleotides long. The record is from the annotation of a GenBank genome assembly. NCBI's taxonomy places the organism in Eukaryota, Dinophyceae, Suessiales, Symbiodiniaceae.
AUGGCGCGAAGGGUUGCUGAAGGUGCUUUGGCCGAGCCUGGAGGAUGGCACGGCAGAGCUCACCUGGCGGCAGCGGCUGGCGCGGGUCAUGGAGCUCCGGGCGAUUUUAGGCGCCUGCGCCGCGCGAAAUGUCGAACUUGGACUAGAAGUUUGGAGCGCUUUCACCAGAUUGAUGUGGCGAGGCGCCAGGGCGCAGGUUGGGGCAUCACCACAGGCGUUCACCACAUGCAGCACCUACCGGGCCUCGUCUUCCGUGCGGCGGACAUCGCAGUGGCGAAAGCGACGCUGCAGCGGGCGCAGCGGCUGUUUGAAGAGGUGCCAAGGCAGCUGGAACUGCAGCAGGACUGGGAACGGACGCCCAUUGCCAAAGAUUUGGUUUUGGUGGGUGGCGGCCAUUCUCACGUGAAUGUCUUGCGAAUGCUCGGCAUGGAACCACUUCCUGGGGUCCGUGUGACCUUAAUCACCAGGGACGUCGAGACACCCUACAGUGGGAUGCUUCCAGGGCACAUUGCUGGCCUUUACACUCGCCGUGAGUGCCAUUUGGAUUUGAACAUCCUGGCGCGCUUCGCCCGUGUUCGCUUGAUCCACGGAACCUGCGUGGGCGUCGAUCUGGAACAGCGGCAAGUGCUGCUGGCCGAGCAGCGUCCACCCAUCCGUUACGACAUUUUGUCCAUCAAUAUCGGCUCGGCACCGCGUGUGCAAGAGGAGGUGCCUCGCUCGGUCACGCCGGUGAAGCCGAUCGAUGGCUUUGGGCGACGCUGGGCACGGCUUUUGGAGCGGCUGCCCAGCUGGACCGGUCCGAAGACGGUGCUGGUGGUGGGCGGCGGCGCUGGCGGCUUCGAGCUUGCCGUGACGAUGCACGAGCGGCUCAAGAAGGAACUCGCGCAGCUUGGCCCCUCAGCUGCCACUGUGACCGUGGGCCUCGUCACGCGGAGUGGACUGCUGCCGCAGCACACAGCCGGCGCUCGGGCACUGGCGAUGAUGGUGUUGAAAGAGAAAGGCAUCGAGCUCUACAGCGGCUACGAGGUGUCCCAUGCGGAGACAGGCGUCUUGCGUUGCCGAGAUGGUCGCAGCUUGAAGUACGAUGAGUGCAUUUGGUGCACCCAGGGCUCGCCACAGAGCUGGGUCAAGUCCUGCGGCUUGCGCACCGACCAGGAUGGUUUCCUUCUUGUGGACCAACAAAUGCGCUGCCACCGCACUGAUGGGCAACCCUUGUGUGGUGACAUCUUCGCCGGCGGCGACAUUGCCAGCGUCGACGGGCAUCCAAGGCCCAAGGCGGGCGUCUUCGCGGUGAUGGCCGGGCUGGUGCUUUGGAUCAAUCUCCGUGCCACUCUCCGUGGAGAAAAGCUGGUCACGUAUUGGCCUCAAAGCUCCUUCUUGGGCCUCUUGAACCUCGGGGAUGGCACCUGUAUCGCCUCUCGUGGGGUCUUGGCGGCCAAGGGCGCUUGGCUGUGGCACUUGAAGGAUUGGAUCGAUCGCCGGUGGAUGUGGAACUACUUCGAAGGCCUUCCCGAGAUGCCUUCCGCCCGCGUGGACGUGCGCGCUGCCAAAGCGCUGGGCGACCAGGCCGAGGUGCUGCUGCGAAAGGCCACCAUGCGCUGUGGUGGGUGCGGGGCCAAGGUGGGCGCCAGCACGUUGACGCAGGCCCAGGUGGUCUUGGGCGCCGGGGACGACGCCGCCGUGGUGGACUUCGCGGCCUCGGCGUCGCGGGUGGUCUCCACGGUGCAGACCAUCGAUUUCUUCCGGACUUUCAUCGAUGACCCGUACCUCAUGGGGCAGGUGAGCGCUUACCAUGCCUUGAGUGACGUGGAGGCCAUGGGUGCCAUCCCCAUCAGCGCCCUCGCCUUAGUCCAGAUCCCCUACGCCUUGGAGGAGAAGCAAGAAGAAGAUUUGGUCCAGCUGAUGGCCGGCGCGUCCACUGCCCUGAAGUCUGUGGGCUGCGCGCUGGUGGGAGGACACACGUGUGAGGCGCGAGAACUGGGUUUGGGCUUUGCGGUCACCGGGCAGCUCGAGGAGAACGCCAUGAAGAAAUCCUCGAUGAAGCCAGGCGACGCGUUGGUCCUGACCAAGCGUUUGGGCACCGGCACGCUCUUUGCGGCGGACAUGCGCGCCAAGGCUCGCGGCGUGUGGGUCGCAGAGGCGCUGCGGCGCAUGGCGAGCUCCAAUGGCCCAGCGGCAAAGAUCCUCCAUGGUCAUGGGGCCAACGCGUGCACCGAUGUCACGGGCUUUGGCUUGAUCGGACACUUGCUGGAGAUGUGCUCCCAGUCCCAGCUCGAGGCUACCGUGGAGCUUUCGAAGGUGCCACUCUACGAGGGCGCUCUGGAGACCAUGGCCAUGGGCAUUGAGAGUUCUCUCCAGGUGGCCAAUGUGCGCUUGCGCCGGGCUGUGAAGAGCACGGAAGAGGUCCGCGCGCGGGCGGCGUAUCCGCUGCUCUUCGACCCCCAGACCUCCGGAGGGCUCUUGGCCUCGCUGCCGAAGGUCGCCGCCGAGAGCUGCGUCCGCGAGCUGCUGGCUGCCGGCCUGGAAGCCACGGUCAUCGGCGAAGUCACGGGCCCCGCGAGCGAGCUGGAGAUGAUCACCGUGGCAUGA